AUGAAAAUUUCAACACAGUCCUCUGUGCCGGUAUACACCAUUUCCGGCUCUUCAACUGCGCGGCCUCUUCCAGAAUGGCUUGCCCGGCGGAGGAAGCGCAGUCUGAAAAACGACCCGGAAUUCGCAAAUCGAGUGGAACUACUGCAGGACUUUGAAUUCGAAGAAGCGAGUCAAUGUAUCCGUGUCAGUGAAGAUGGACAAUGGGUGAUGAGUACAGUGUCUCUAAAUACCACUUUUCUUUUGCUCUCCAGUGAUUACUCAAAGUCCCUACAUCUGCAGGCAGAUAGGUCCCUCGAGUUUCAUACACCGUCAGGAUGCCACUACACCAUGAGACUGCCGCGCUAUGGGCGAGAUCUGUUAUACGAUAGACAAUCCACCGAAGCCCUCGUUCCUGCUGUAGGGGUCAACCAAGAUGGGCUUGGCGAAGUUUUUCGAUUGAAUUUGGAAGCCGGUCGCUACAUGCGCAGCUACGAAGUCGACGUAGGUGGAGACGAUUACACAUCUGCCGGCGGUGGCGCAUUGCAGGGCGGUAUCAAUACUGGUGCCGUUAACACAGGUGCUAUUGCCGAGGAAAGCCAUAAUCUGCUCGCUUUCGGAACAUCGACAGGUACAGUAGAGCUAUGGGACUCGAGGGCCCGAGGUCGGGCCGGGAUUUUGCUGCCACCAUCACAGUCGCAGCCUGGAGAAGCUCGACAUGAGAUUACUGCAUUAGAGUUCCAUAGAUCUGGUCUUACGCUGGGGACAGGAUCGUCAAAUGGUCUUAUUCACUUGUACGACCUACGGUCGCCCGUUCCGUUCCUAAAGAAAGAUCAAGGCUAUGGAUAUCCUGUGCACACGUUGAAAUUCCUCCAAUCAUCCUCCAACGCACGCGACCAGACAAUGGAACCUAAGAUUCUUUCGUCUGAUAAGAGGAUAAUAAAAAUAUGGGAUCCGCGGAACGGAACACCAUGGACCUCAGUCGAGCCGGCAGUGGAUAUCAACAGUGUCGCCUGGUGCCCGGACAGCGGAAUGAUAUUGACAGCAAAUGAAGGCAGGCAGCAGCACGCAUUCUUCGUUCCCCAGCUUGGUCCUGCACCUAAAUGGUGCUCCUUUCUGGACAAUCUCGUGGAGGAGAUGGCGGAAGAUCCUAACGAUCCGCAGGCUUUCACGGGCGGCCAGACGUCAUCUGUCUACGACAAUUACAAGUUCUUGACAGUACCUCAAUUGCGAACGCUGAACCUAGAUCAUCUCAUUGGCAGGACGAAUCUGCUGCGGCCAUACAUGCACGGUUAUUUUGUGGCUCAACGUCUUUAUGAGGAGGCUCGCUUAAUCACAAAUCCAUAUAUCUGGGAGGAAGAGCGUGCCAAGAGAGUGAAAGAUAAAAUCGACCAAGAAAGAGAAAGCCGCAUCCGAGGAAAGAAGAAGGUUGCCGUUAAAGUCAACAGAAAGCUGGCUGAGAAGCUUCUCGAGAAAGCAGAGAAGGCAGACAGACGUAAUGCCAAGCGUGUCCUGGAGCAAGGAGGCGAUGAAACAAUGGCCGAAGCAGCAGCUCCUGAGACAGCAGAAAGCACCACCAAAGGCUUGCUGGGUGACAGUCGUUUCCAGAAACUUUUUGAAGACGAGGAAUUCGCUGUGGAUGAAACUUCGCGAGAAUUCCAAAUGCUCAACCCUAGCACUGCUGUUGAGAAACCCGAGAGGAAGGAGCGUGGUUUGACGGCCGUGGAACAAGAAGCUGUGGAUGAACUUCCAGGUUCUAGUGACGACGAGGAUGACGGGUCCGAGAGCGACCAAGACAAAAGACCAUCCAAACCAGCAGAAGAAGAGAUCUCCUACAGACGCAGUAGGAAACCUUACACGAAGAUGCAGGUAUCAUCCUCAUCGGCAGUAACAAAAGAAAAGGGAGGACGAUCAGGCCGGGAUCGGUCCUUCGGGUCACUUGCUCAAAAGAUGAGCAACAGCGGUAAGAUCAACAAAGACAACAAGAAGAGGACAAUGCGACGUGGUGUGGUUGGUGAACAAGAAAUCACUUUUGCACCGUCGACUUCAAGAUCGAAAUCACAAAAUCAGCAGCCUCGAUUCAAUGAGUCUAGAGAUUCUUCAGAUGCUAGCUACAGAAACAAGGCGCGACGAAGUGCAUCGGGGAAUACAUUCCGGCGGAUGUGA
Messenger RNA from Talaromyces atroroseus, 2142 nucleotides. RefSeq lists its product as hypothetical. Gene Ontology annotation, cellular component: small-subunit processome; 90S preribosome; nucleus. The transcript has 2 exons. Gene Ontology annotation, biological process: maturation of SSU-rRNA from tricistronic rRNA transcript (SSU-rRNA, 5.8S rRNA, LSU-rRNA). Bases 1 to 2142 code for a protein of 713 amino acids. Gene Ontology annotation, molecular function: protein binding. The record is from RefSeq and is a predicted model, not a curated record. NCBI's taxonomy places the organism in Eukaryota, Fungi, Ascomycota, Eurotiomycetes, Eurotiales, Trichocomaceae.